AUGGAAAAGCAAGUAGCGUCCAUCGUUAAAACGUGCAAUUACCAUCUCCGCAACAUUGGAAGAAUUAGGAGUUUCAUCUCAACUGAUGCAAGACUCUCGUGCUCCUUAGUUACAUCUCGACUGGACUACGGGAAUCGUAUACUAUUUGGCUUAAACAAGAGUUCUGUGGAAAGGCUUCAAAAAAUCCAGAACAAUGCAGCACGACUUAUUACAAAGAAAAGAAAAAGAGAUCACAUCACUCUGAUUCUCGUUGGCUUGCACUGGCUUCUAGUGGAGUUCCAUCCGAAGUAUAAAAUCCUUGUAUAUACCUACCUUGCUGUGUAUGGAUUUGCUCCCGAGUAUUUACAGGAACUGAUUACUAUCCGUAAAACUAACCGUACUCUACGAUCGGACGGAAGUUUGCAACUCAAUUUACCAAGGGUGCGACCGGGGAAAGAUAAUUCAACUAUUCUGCAGCCCAUUUAUGGAACAGCCCGGUGCACAUUCGACAAGCCAAAUCAAUCCAGUGUUUUAUAA
Molecule: messenger RNA, 516 nt
Organism: Saccostrea cuccullata (small rock oyster)
Lineage: Eukaryota; Metazoa; Mollusca; Bivalvia; Ostreida; Ostreidae
Exons: 1
Coding region: 1-516 (171 amino acids)
Source: RefSeq, a predicted model, not a curated record